AUGAACCAUGAAAUAGAACGUUUUUCAUGCGGAUUGCCAGUUUAUAACAUCAGGAAGGAUAUCAAGAACACUCUGUGUAAUCAGGGAAGAGUAUUGAUUGUAGUAGCAGAUACUGGUUCGGGUAAAAGUACACAGAUUCCGCAAUAUCUAGUAUUCGAUGGCAUUAUUACCCCUUCGCAAAAAAUUCUGUGCAGUCAGCCGCGCAAGACUGCUGUAUGCGAACUGGCCGUGAGAGUGGCGAAGGAGACGUCGCUGAUUAACUACUGUUUGGUUAACGUCCCCGUAUAUGAAGAUGGGCUGAAACCUAAUUUGAAUGCAAAAAUAAAUUUCAUAACAGAGAAGCAUCUUUUGGAUUGUAUACGAAAUGAUCCUGAAUUAUCACAAUUUGGAUGCGUUAUGAUUGAUGAAGUUCACGAAAGGACUGUCAAUACUGAUAUGUGUUUGGGGAUGAUGAAAAAAGUGCUUAGAUUGCGGUCGGAUAUAAAAUUGGUGAUAUGUUCUGCAACACUGGAUCCAGAACCACUAUUGAAAUAUUUCUCUGAGUUUCAAGCAAAAAAACUAGAAGUUCCAGGACGUCAGUACUCUAUCGAGAUUUGUUACGAGCCACCAAUUUCUGGAUGCAGGGGAAUUAGAAGUUUGAUGCUGGAUUAUGUCGACCGCACAGUGGAAAAAGUCAUAAAUAUUUGUGAGAAGGAAGCUAAGAAACAGCCUUUUGAAGACAUUUUUUGGGAAGAUAGCUUGGAGACACAUGCAGCACAUAUUAUGGCUUUUUUAUCAAAUCCUCAUGAAACGCUGAUAGCUGAAGACCGUCUCUCCAAGCGACUAACGGAACUUAAACAUAGCGUGAAGGUGAAGAUCGUGACAUUAUACGGGAAGAUGCCAGUUGAAGAUCGAAUUGAAAUUUUUGCUCCUUUGAAAUCUGGAUAUCACCAUAAGGUUAUCUUUGCAACAAAUGUCGGUGAAACUUCGAUAACUAUUCCAGGUGUUCGAUACAUUGUAGAUUGCGGGUUAGCGAAGGUUAAAAAAUUUGACACUACCAAACGAAAAAAUAUCUUAGAACUGAAUUUGAUAUCGAAAUCUGCAGCAAAACAACGAGCUGGAAGAGCCGGAAGAACAGCACCAGGGAUUUGCUAUCGCCUUUACUCGGAAGAACAAUAUGAAGAAAUGGAAUCCACAAACGUUCCAGACAUCCUUCUCACCAACCUUGCUGAAGUAGUGUUGUACCUGAUAUCAGUUGGUAUUAUGAACCCUGAAGAGUUUGAUUUCAUUGAAAAACCGGAUUCGAGUGACCUGAUGCAUUCGCUGAGACUUUUGAGGUCUCUUAAAGCCAUUGAGUGUCGCGAAACCAUGCUAGUUGUAACUCAGCUAGGUAAAAUGAUGCAACAGUUACCUGUGGAGCCACGUCUAGCAAAAAUGGUUUUGGAUUCUGUACAGUACGAUUUAGUGGCUGAAGUGGCGGUCGUCUGCGCUUGCGUUCAUGUCGGGUCACUCUUCAACCGCGGAGAUAAGCGAAAUAAGUUCGUUCUAGCAGAUCAAAAGAAAUUAUCAUUCUGUGAAGACAGUGGUGAUCCAAUGACAUCUUUAGCGGUGUUCUUGCAACACAUAGGAACACCAAACAAUCGAUUCAGACAUUGGUGUUUAGAGAAUUAUGUGAAUUCGAAGCAUAUGAAAUCCGUGUUUAGCAUUGCCUAUAAGAUCUGCAAAAUUAUGUCUCACCUUACGAGUGUUAAUGCGGACAUACACAAAAUUGAUAUUUCGAAAGCACGGACAAUCAUUCCCACUCUUUUCUGUCGAUCCUUUGGAAGUAAUUUAGCAAUGUAUUCCGGCCUACCAGAGCGUGGAUAUUAUGAUUUUAAUGGGAAGAAAUACGUUUUCAUUCAUCCGUCAUCAGCUUUAAAAUACAAUGAUAUAACUCCGGAAUUUAUUGUUUAUGAAUGUUUGGUCCAUACGUCAAAUGAUUUUGUAUUGAAUGUGUGCACUGCGGAUCCUUCUUGGUUGCAUGAAAUUGAUCAUAAUGUAUUGGAAGAGGAAAGAAAGAACAGGUUAGUGCCAUAUGAUAUUAGAUGUGGAACUGCUACGAAGAGAUGGAUUAUGACACAUAAGGGUAUUCUUCAACAGGAGGUGGGAGUGGAAUGUAUUGGAAAGACGAGACGAGAUGAUCCAUACCGUAGACUUCAGAUUUAUGUUCCAGUUAAAAGUCUUCCGAAGUUAAAGUCAUUUAUUGAACGGGUUAUUGAAGAAAAAACAAAUGUAUUAUGCAGAAAAACGAGAGAAGUGCCGAUAUUGCACGCAGAUUAUGUAUUGCACAUGUCUGGUGGCGGUAAACCGCUGGAGAUUCUAAUGCCUGGUGAAUUCUGCAGUAUGUAUAUUGAAAGAAGUGACAUUAAUUGGAUAGAUGAUGAUGCGUGUAAAAAUAAGUUAGAAGAGUAUUUCGGCAAGUUUGGGAAAAUCACGGAAUUCGUGACCUUUGGAGAAGAGUAUCAGAAGAAAACUGGACAUUCGUGCUUAAUUAGAAUGGAAAAUAAGGAAGUUGCAAAGCGUGCUUUUAUCUAUAAUAUUGAAAAUCAUUGCGAUUUUAAUAUUGAACCUCGCUUUGGACAAAAAUAUCUGGAUACAGGAGGCAAUUUUUUUCAUCCAUCUGCUUACCGAUUACUGAUUAGAUGGUGGCGUAGACCCAGCUGUGGCUAUGGUGAAAUAAAGUUGAAGUCUCGUGAUUUCGACCAGCGAAUGUACGCUUUCAAUGUGAUUUCAGAACAUUUCGGACAUUUUCAACCUUCACUUGUGUCAGAAGAUUUUAUGACGAGAAAUCCGAAUAUAAGUGUCGACGAUUUGUACAAGGUAAAACUGCAGUCUCUUCCACUGGAUAUUAAUAACAAACGAUUGCUUCAUAUUUUGGGGCCGGUAUUGGAUGCUUAUGAUAUAGAAUUUGAUGAAGUAUAUGUGGUACGAAAGAAGAAUUACCCUGUUGAAGACAAGAGGGAUUUGGAGAAGCAUUCCCAACGAAUCUCUGACCAUAUUAUAAGAGUAGCGAAGAAUGCAGUAGACGGUAAUGGUUAUCCAUUCGAGGUUAAGAUACGCGCACCAAAGCAUAGUAAUGACAUUGAAUUUUUGGCAUUUGUUCUCUUCAGUGAUAUGAAUAUUGGGAUACAUGUGGGUCAUGCAUUGAAAGAAGCAGCGAAAAAUGGCCUAACUUUGGAAAUGGGACCGGUAAACCACAUGCACGAAGCCUAUAUACAAGAGAUGUUUCAUUACCAAAUAAAAGUCCCGAGAAUUCUUUUCAAUGCCAUUUUCGAUGAUUUGAGGGAUAUUUAUGAAAUAAUCGAUCAUAAGGAUAUUGAUUUUAAUUACCGCAGUGACACAUACAGCAAACUGUACCAUCUCUUCAUUUCUGGAGAAAACUUCGAGCAAGUCCCUCGUUGUUUUGAUUUUUUGACGAAUUAUGUUGUUUUUACGAUAUAUAUUUUUCAUUUUGCAAGAUCACGCUGCAUGCCAACACCUAUCCAUUUUAGUUCCGUAAACAAAGUUAAAGCUGCAAUUGACAAGGUAAUCGACGGGUAUACGAUCAAAUGUAGAGAUGGCGAGAGAGUGGACGGCGAUAAAUUACCCUGUCAUCAACUGUUAACAAAAUAA
Molecule: messenger RNA, 3630 nt
Organism: Loa loa (African eye worm)
Lineage: Eukaryota; Metazoa; Nematoda; Chromadorea; Rhabditida; Onchocercidae
Product: ATP-dependent RNA helicase DHX8
Exons: 27
Coding region: 1-3630 (1209 amino acids)
Biological process (GO): spliceosomal complex disassembly
Cellular component (GO): intracellular anatomical structure; catalytic step 2 spliceosome
Molecular function (GO): RNA binding; ATP binding
Source: RefSeq, a predicted model, not a curated record